GAGGAGAGGGCUCAAGGGGCCGUCUGUCGCGGGACAGGCUGGCCAGCUGGGGCGAGGAGCCGGGAGGAGGAGGCUGUGGCCGCAGCAGCAGAAACAAGCACCAGCCACACAGCGGCUUCUCCGGCCCGAGCAGCUACAGUCCCCUGGCCGCGAUGGCGCUGAAAAGCGCUGCAAGCGAGGAAGCCAAGGGGCCCCAGCGGGAGGCACACCAGAAACAGCAGGGGCGGGUGGGUAGCCCUGAGCCUGAGCCGGAGCCCUUGCCACUGCCCCCACCGGAGCCCCAGCCGGAGCCCCAGCCAGAGCCCCAGCCCCUACCAGACCCUGCCACCCUGCCGGAGCUGGAGUUUGAGCCUGAGCUGGUGCAUGAAUCCGAGCCCACGCCCACCGUGGAGACCCGUGGUACAGCGCGGGGCUUCCAGCCCCCCGAAGGUGGUUUUGGCUGGAUGGUGGUCUUCGCUGCCACCUGGUGCAACGGCUCUAUCUUUGGCAUCCAGAACUCCUUUGGGAUCCUCUACUCCAUGCUGCUGCAGGAGGAAAGAGAGAAGAAUCGCCAAGUGGAGUUCCAAGCAGCAUGGGUAGGAGCCCUCUCAAUGGGCAUGAUCUUCUUCUGUUCUCCCAUUGUGAGUAUAUUUACUGAUCGUUUGGGCUGCCGAAUCACAGCAACUGCAGGUGCUGCUGUCGCUUUCAUCGGCCUCCAUACCAGCUCCUUCACCAGCUCCCAGGACACCCCAAGCAAGAGAGGUGUCCAUACUGUGUGCCAACGCUUUCUGGCUCAACUCAGGAAGUAUUUCAACAUGCGAGUGUUUCGCCAACGUACCUACCGCAUCUGGGCCUUUGGGAUUGCUGCUGCUGCCCUUGGCUACUUCGUUCCCUAUGUACACCUGAUGAAGUAUGUGGAAGAGGAGUUCUUGGAAAUCAAGCAGACCUGGGUGCUCUUGGUGUGUAUUGGGGCUACCUCAGGCCUCGGGCGUCUUGUGUCAGGCCGUGUCAGUGACUCCAUUCCUGGACUUAAGAAGAUCUACUUGCAGGUCAUCUCCUUCCUGCUCUUGGGCCUGAUGUCCAUGAUGAUUCCCCUGUGCCGGGGCUUCGGGGGCCUCAUCGUUGUCUGCCUCUUCCUAGGCCUGUGUGAUGGCUUCUUUAUCACCAUCAUGGCCCCAAUCGCAUUUGAACUGGUGGGCCCAAUGCAGGCCUCACAGGCCAUUGGCUACCUCCUGGGCAUGAUGGCCCUGCCGAUGAUUGCUGGGCCCCCCAUUGCAGGCCUCCUCCGUACCUGUUUUGGGGACUACCAUGUGGCCUUCUACUUUGCUGGUGUGCCCCCAAUAAUUGGAGCUGUAAUCCUCUUCUUCGUCCCUCUGAUGCAUCAAAGGAUGUUCAAGAAAGAGCAAAGGGAUUCCAGCAAGGACAAGAUGUUGGCCUCUGACCCAGAACCCAGUAGAGAGCUGCUGCCAGGCUCUCCCAUCCCUGAGGAACCAAUCUAAUGCCUCUUCCUUGUCAUUGUGUGCUCCUCUCCAACCCCUACCCUUUACCCCACCCUGCUCAGCAUUUACAUUUUUGCCACCAGCACACUUGUUCCCAAACCUAUGCACACAGCAUUUUAGCCACCUGACCAUCCCUUUGGAGCCAAAGCUCCAGGUGUUCCAAACUUAGUAACCAAGUUCUCUUUGUGAAUGCCUUCAAACUUGCCAGGGUCCUUCUCCCAGGAUCUAGAAAACUUUUGGAUCACCCCCUGGCCUUUGGAACCUCUCCCUAUACUUUCUAACCCCUGGGGGGAGGGGCACGGGGCCUCUUGGCCCCAGCUUGUUAGUCACCCAAUAGAAGCAACUGUCAAAGGUGCUACUGUGUCCUCAGGAGCCUGGUGGGAAGACUCAAGCCUCUGUGUGCUGAGAAGCUCCUUGCCAUCUUACUUUAGGAGCCACUGAUGGAGGGGGUGGGGGAGGGCAGAGAGAUAAAAUGAGACAAGGAGCCUUGUUUAGCCUUAGAGUUUCUGAGGGCUGUGGCUUCCCAAGAACUGUGGGUGCUGUUAGUUUACAAGUAUAUAGAUAGUCUCCCCAUUAUCUGGUUGGUUAACAGUCUGCCUCCUUCUACUCUUCCUCCUUUUUUUCUUCUACUUCCUCCUCAUUGCUCUUCCCUUUCUAUUUCUUUUUAUGACUGUCAUAGACACAUGGGUGCUUAAAUAAAGGAGGGACCCAGAGCUUGGGCUGAUCAGCCUUACCUUGGCCCAGCCCACCCCUAAUAGUAGCAUCAGUCCCACUCAUCUCAGGCUGAGCCACACCUCACCUUUUGGCUCAAGCUGCUAUAAUCAUAGACUGGAAGAGUAGAAUAUCACAUAGGGAAGGGGCCUUAAACAGCACUCAUUUAUUUUUACAGAUUUCCCAGGCCAAUGCAAUCUGUAGGCCCAGCUCCCCAUCCUUGUAUCCAUCUGUCAGAAUGUGAAGAAAUCCCUUUCAUCUCAGCAGGCAGAGGAGGCCUGAUGAUAAAGAGAUGGCAUGGUAUGGGGAAGGGGCAAUAGUUACUGACCUGGUGAAGUACUAACUCAUGCCAGGUCAAUAUUUCCACCUGGGGUAGGCCAGGAAAGAGACUGUAUUAGGGAAAAUCCAAUUCCCAACUUGGAUCUCCAAAAAGUAGAGGCAGCAGCUACACAAAGGUUUGGACAGUUAUUUUUAAGAAGGCGAAACCUUGCUAGCCUUUGCCAACAAAUGUGUCCAUCAUGCUGUGCAUCCUGGGUCACUCUGGUUGGCUGGCAUUAAACAUGCCAGGAAAGGUGGACUUUGGACUCUCACCUUCUAAAAUAGCUGCCAGACAAUUUCCUAUGCCCACACUCUAAGCAACAGUCUUGCUGUGUCUAGCUAUCACAACUCACCUCAUUAGGAGCUCAACCACUCUCCUCACUCAGCCUCUUUGUGUGUCUUUCUCCCUAUUCUGUGCCUUGGUAUGUUGUGUUCCUAUCAUUCAAACUCUUUCUCAUCUUCUUGCCAGGCAUCCCUGGCUGUGACUUAAGAGCUAAUAGUAACUUGCCACCCCAAGCCAGGGCCAUCCCAGGGUCAGGAGGAUGAGGUUGAUGCUUAGGGGCUCCAAAGAAGACAGUGGUCCCUAUCCAUGAGUUUUUCUGUUACAAAUAGGCAGCUGGGGUAUUGUUGGCCUCUGAUGGCUGAACCAAGGCCAAAGUCCCGAUCCCCCUCUGUUGGUCCCAGUUGGGCCCUUAUCAACUCAUUAAAGGAAAACACUGAUUCUUGGCUUUGUGGGUAGGAAGGGGCCUAAUUAUUACCCAAAUAGCUCAAACAGCAGUGGAACAGGAGAAGCUGGGCCUCAGGAGAGACCAUUGAAAAUGUUUGAGCAUAAAAACCCCUGCUUCCAUUUAUCCUGCCCCAUACCCACCAACUCACUAGAGGGCAGUUCUGCAGGGCCUCCUUUGUUGUACAAGGUGUGAAUAGCUGUUAAGAAUCAGGCUACCACCCUCUUCUCUCCAGGUGAAGGAAAGUCAUUCAUAGGUCCCAAAUCUGCCUUAUCAGGUAUCACAUAACAGCAGGGUGUCAAUUUACUUCUACACACAUGCAUGUGCAUGUGUGGACUUGUGUGCUUUUGGAGAGCAUAUCGGUUGGCUAAAGCAGCACAGUAUUAAUAUUUAGUGUAUGAUGUAGCCUCUUAUGAAUUGAUAGUCAAUCUAGCAGAAUGAAUAAAAUUUGGGAGCUUGAGACCUGGUACAUUAAUUAAAUCCUCAAAAGGUUUGGAACAAAAUAAACAUCUAAAAAUCUAGAUUUGGUAUGUAACUUGCCUAGAAGUGUGAAAUAGUUUUAACCUGGUUAACAGCAGGACGUUUGGUUUCAGAACUGACAUCUCAUUUCAAAUCAAAUUUCUGCCAGGGUCUAAAUUGUCUAUGAGAGCAGAAAUUUGAAAAUGAGCUUCUUAGGGGUUUGAAGUUGGGCAGGCUGUUGAGGAUUGGAUUUUUAAGGGAGCUCUGAAGUGAAAAACUGGUUACUUCACAAAAUGAGAACAUAACUGGUUAAUGGUUGAGUGGGCACCCAGGCCUUGCCAAGGUCACUACCUUGUUACAAGCAUUCCAUGUUGAAAAUUAGCAAAGACCUUACAAUAACAAGUUCAAGUCCCCUUUCCUACCACUUGUUGGUGGUGGGGGAACCUGAAAGAACUGGUAUACCUGACUUACGCAGCCAGGCAGCAACAGAAGACAUUGACAGUGAUGCAGAAGAGGCCUACAACAAUGAUAAAGUUGAAGGUAACCUUCAGGUCUCUCAGGUCUAUACUGUACAUUAAGUUGAAGUGGGAAAGCUGAGGCCUACAGAUAGAAAGGGGUUCAUGUAGUUCAUCAGUGACAGAGCAGGUUGAGGCUUGAACUAAGGUAAUUGACUUCCAAUCCAGAUCAAACCCCUCAUUUUACAGAGGGAAAAAAUUGACCCAAGGAGGGGAAACUGAGUUGCCUAGUUCAUUCAAUGACUAUGUAAUGAGACCAUAUCCAUAGGGAUGUCAGCAGGAACAGCUCUGAGUGAAAAUAAAAUCUGAUCCAAGUC
This is a messenger RNA of Phyllostomus discolor (pale spear-nosed bat), 4523 nucleotides long. RefSeq names its product solute carrier family 16 member 2 (gene SLC16A2). Gene Ontology annotation, biological process: transmembrane transport. The transcript is spliced from 6 exons. The record is from RefSeq and is a predicted model, not a curated record. Gene Ontology annotation, molecular function: thyroid hormone transmembrane transporter activity; monocarboxylic acid transmembrane transporter activity. Lineage: Eukaryota; Metazoa; Chordata; Mammalia; Chiroptera; Phyllostomidae. The coding region runs from base 153 to 1478 and encodes 441 amino acids.